This is a messenger RNA of Neocloeon triangulifer, 2474 nucleotides long. Its product is annotated as tudor and KH domain-containing protein homolog. Bases 208 to 1632 code for a protein of 474 amino acids. Gene Ontology annotation, molecular function: RNA binding. The record is from RefSeq and is a predicted model, not a curated record. Lineage: Eukaryota; Metazoa; Arthropoda; Insecta; Ephemeroptera; Baetidae. The transcript has 9 exons. Gene Ontology annotation, biological process: spermatogenesis.
GUAACUAAAGACAAAAAUAAUACGCAUGGCGGCCGUGUGACAUUCGAACUUGCGCUGAGGGACAGUAAUUUCAGUAAUUACGUCAAGGCAAGCCAGCGAGGAACUCGAGACCGCUGCAUAAGAGACAAACUGCAAUGUGACCCUUAACUGCAUUGUGAACUGGACCCCUCGUCAUUUUUGUUUGAAUAAGGAUAAGGCAGAAAAAAAAUGAUGAAACCAGUCACUGCUGCUGGAAUCGCCCUUGGUGCUUCCCUCGUCGGGGCAGGGGCGCUCGCCCUUUACUUUUUGCUCAGAGAGGACGAAGACAGACUUCCGGCCAUCGGCUACGUUCAGGGAUCAAGAGUGCGGAGGAACAAAGAUGUGAUCGACGUGUUCAUUCCCGAGGAAAAGGUGGCCGUGUUCAUCGGCCGAGCAGGAUCGAACCUCAGGGAUUUGGAAACCAGGACCAAAACUAUAAUUUCUUACAAGACAGAAAGCAAAGACGGUCGAUUUGUCAUCUACACUAUCCAAGGAAAGGCUGAUAGAGUUGCAGAGGCAGAGACUGUCAUUAGUGAAUUUCUAGCUUGCCAGCCAGACCUCAGAAAUAUCGAGAUAAUCGUUCCAAAGAUGGCCUUGGGGAGAAUCCUCGGCAGAGAAAAUGCCACCCUUCUGAACAUGCAGCAAAUUUCUGGAGCUAAAAUUAAGAUAGACGAGAAAGGGUCCAAAACUGAUGAUGUGGUAGUUAGUUUUCAUGGCACUUGUCGUCAAAUCAGUUUGGCAAAGUCUCUGGUUGAGGAAAAGGUGGAGGAAGAUAGGGAGCUUCGGGAGGGCAUCCUGCAAAGAGUUAGGUCUCCCCGCUCGCCUGCCAGACAGUUUUGCAUAACCAACAGUCCUUAUAAAGAUACCUCUGUCACUGGAAGCACUCGUCCAGUGGAAAAGCUCAAUGCCACGACAAUGAAUGGAUUUUUGGAAGUCUUCGUUUCUGCAGCUAAAGACCCUGGAAGAUUUUGGAUACAGAAAGUUGGACCUGCCAGUGUUGAGUUGGACAAGCUUGUGGACAAAAUGACUGAGUUCUACAAUCAGGAAGAAAACUUGGAAGUCUACAAGCCAAAAGAGGCCAUGGACGUUGGAGCAUUGGCAGCUGCACAGUUCUCUGUAGAUGGCAAGUGGUACCGAGCGUUCGUGAAAGACGUAGUCGUUGAUGACUACGACCCUCUACAAAGCAAGCUUGACGUUUUCUUUGUCGACUACGGUGACGACGAGACCAAAGUGCAAAGCGACGUUUACAACCUUAACAGUCAAUUCCUGAGACUCCGGCACCAGGCCAUUGAGUGUACUCUGGCUGGAAUUGUUCCCAAUGGUGGAGUCUGGACAGAGGAGGCAACAGAUCUUUUUGCCGAAUUGACUUAUGCGUCCCGAUGGAAGGUUGUCAUGGCCAAAGUCCAAGGGUUCAGAGAGCAACCAAAGGAGAGAGCCUCGAGUCCAAUUCCUCAAGUAGUGUUAGUUGACACAAGUGGUCCAGAGGAUGUGGACGUUGCUGUAGAGUUGGUGAAGCACGGCUUUGCUAAUAGACCGUUGCCAAAGAAGCCUGGCACUGUCAUCGUCCCUGCCGGAGAAGAGGACAACAACUCGGAAGACGGUUUCUUCGAAUGAAUGUAUUGUGCUGCAGAUUUAUAGUUAGAGUUAACUAGUGUACUUUGAACAUAGAUCUUCCUCACUGUCAGUCCAUCCUAGUUAAGAACUUUUACAUCAAAUUAUUAACCUUGUGAUUGUGGAUGUUAAGAGAACCUCAAAACUGGGUUUAACUUAAUAGUCUUGGUACUGAGAGUAUUAUUUACUUGGCCAAAGUUUAAACUUAUUACAAGUUAAUUUUCCUAUUACUCGCUGAAUUCAUAAAUUCAAUUAGUUUUUAGGGGUAUGAAAAAUUAAUAAGUCGUAAGCUACAAUGCAGGUUUCUUUAAAGGAAAAAUUUAAACCAAGGUUUGAGGUUGUUAUUUAUGUCAAUAUCGGAGGACGAAUCUCUUAAAUGUCUAGGGAAUGUUUCAUUUUUACUUUAACAUUUUUAUCCUUGAGCUGAUUUUAUUUUCUGUAAAUUUUGUCACGCACAGAUUGAUCAGCAGCCAUUAUCAAUGCCAUUUUUUCAAUCUUAUGCUCACAAUGGCCUUGGACGCAAUCUGUCUCGAGGUUGGAAGCAAUAACGUUCCUUAUUUAUGAUGCAACAAAGGCAGCCUGCUCAGCAGUCCUAUUUUUCUUAAAUUUUUAUGGAUGCCAUUAAGUGAGUUUUUAUGUAAUCUCCCAUUGCAAGUCUUGAACUUGCUUAGGCUGUGGCGUCGCCAUCUGAUGAUUUUUGUAUUUUGAUUAAUUUUAACAAACUCGCAUUUCCAGACUAAAAUCUGUUGUGAUCUUCGCAGGGAGAUGCGAAAAGUGUUACCUUAAUAUUAAUAAAAUAUGUAAGAAUGAUUAGAACUAUUUUAAACUUGGCUUUUUUAUAAAUC